AUGGCCUCGAUCAGCAGAGCUGAGACGCUGAGGACUUUCUUCGCCAAGUCUGAGGCAGCUGGGUCCAAAGCGCCGCAGACGCUCCGUCCGCUCAUGAACUACGAUGCAAGUGCGGCGAACGCGGGUGUCGACGCCUUGUUCAUCUGUAUGUCGGUGAAGGAUCACUGCGACAGAGAUUCUCUGGUCACCUUCGCGCCCUCGAUUCCCGUGGUGGCGGACCCGGCAGCGAAGCACGCCAUCGACGGGUGGCAUCAUUUCGAUCGCGUCGUCGAGAUGCGUGCAUUCUCUGAUGAAACUGGUUCCUCGUGGCGUAACACACAUCCGGGUUACCCUCUCCCAAGCUGGCUAACCGUCAUGCGCCUGCCGCCCGCGAGCCACCUGCAACACUGCAUCGCGACCCUAUGGUCGCAUAAGGACGACGAUGGGGAGAAUGAGGGGAAAGGGGAUGCGACACAGCACGAUGCCAUCGUGUACUCGCCCCACGGCUACGACACCGCGAAGCCCACACUAUCCAACUUCGCCAAUUCAACUCCACGUCUGCGGGUUCUGGGCAUGCUACAUGCACUCAAGGACAGCUACGCCAUGGGCAUUAACCUCGCCCCCGGCGUCGACAAUGGGCUUGCUAUGCAGCGCCUGCUAGACGCUAGGCACUAG
Anthostomella pinea is the source of this 654-nucleotide messenger RNA. The record is from the annotation of a GenBank genome assembly. NCBI's taxonomy places the organism in Eukaryota, Fungi, Ascomycota, Sordariomycetes, Xylariales, Xylariaceae.